CACAAAUAUUAUAUACUCCCCACUCUUUAUAACUAUGUCUACUGAACAAGCUUCUCCUGAUAAAUAUCUUGCUGUACGUAAAGAUAUUAUUAAAGUCUUCCCUAAAGAAGAUUAUGACGAUGGAUCUUUUGCUCCUGUUGUUCUUCGUCUUGCUUGGCAUGCUUCUGGUACUUAUGAUAAGAACCAUAAAGAUGGUGGUUCUGAUGGAAGUACUAUGAGAUAUAAAACUGAAGCUGAAGACCCUGCUAAUGCUGGUUUGGAAGUAGCACGUGGUGUUCUUGAACCUGUCAAAGCUGCUCAUCCUUGGAUUUCAUAUGCUGAUUUGUGGACUCUUGCUGGAUGUGUUGCUGUUGAACAUAUGGGUGGACCUCAUAUUGAAUGGACUGGUGGUCGUCGUGAUAAAGCUUCAGAAGCUGAUUGUCCUCCUGUAGGACGUCUUCCUGAUGGUGCAUUGGGUAAAGAUCAUGUAUUGGAUGUUUUUGUAUCUCGUAUGGGAUUCACUGUACAAGAAACUGUUUGUUUGAUUGGUGCUCAUACUGUUGGUCGUUGUCAUAAAGAUCGUUCUGGUUUUGAUGGACCUUGGACUGAAACACCUACUCGAUUUUCCAAUCAAUUCUAUAAGCAACUUUUACACAACACAUGGAAGGAAAAGAAAUGGGAUGGUCCUAGACAAUUUGAAGAUGAAGAUGGAGAUUUGAUGAUGUUACCUACUGAUAUGGCUCUUUUGGAACCUCCUUUCCGUGAAUAUGUUGAAAUUUAUGCCAAGGACAAGCAACGUUUCUUUGAUGAUUUUGCUGCCGCCUUCCUUAAAUUGAUUGAAUUGGGUGUCACUAAACGUGGUCGUUUAUAAUUUUUUUUUUUGUAUUUUACUCUAUUUCCCCCCACUUUUGUUAGUUUAUUUAUACAAAUUUGAUAUCUGUUUUAGAAAAAAAAA
Halteromyces radiatus is the source of this 934-nucleotide messenger RNA. RefSeq names its product heme peroxidase. The coding region runs from base 35 to 850 and encodes 271 amino acids. Gene Ontology annotation, biological process: response to reactive oxygen species; cellular response to oxidative stress; hydrogen peroxide catabolic process. NCBI's taxonomy places the organism in Eukaryota, Fungi, Mucoromycota, Mucoromycetes, Mucorales, Cunninghamellaceae. The transcript is spliced from 6 exons. The record is from RefSeq and is a predicted model, not a curated record. Gene Ontology annotation, molecular function: heme binding; peroxidase activity.